This is a messenger RNA of Sciurus carolinensis (gray squirrel), 1878 nucleotides long. Its product is annotated as atherin-like. Lineage: Eukaryota; Metazoa; Chordata; Mammalia; Rodentia; Sciuridae. The transcript has 2 exons. The record is from RefSeq and is a predicted model, not a curated record. Bases 201 to 887 code for a protein of 228 amino acids.
AGCUGGUGGUGCGGUUCGUGUGGUCUAUGUAGUAGACCUUGCCGUCGAAGUCGCGGGCCUCCUCCCAGCCCUCCGGCAGGGGCAACUCCGGCCGGGGCAUCUUCCCGAGCGCGGCCCGAGCUCCCCCAUGCAGCUCGCGGCCGCCGCGGGCUCAGCGGCUCCGGCCGGCCGUCCCUAGUCCAGGCGGCCGCCGAGGCACCAUGAUCGGGGGGUGGCGCCCGCGGACUGGGGACCCUAACGGGGGCCGGCCGGGGUGGCGCCGCUGUCCAUGCGGCCCUGCGGCCCCGGCGCCGCCCGCUCCUCCCGCCGCCCGCCUCUCACGCUGCCAUGUGCGCCCGCAGCAGCGCGGUGCGGGCCGGGUGCGCCCAGCCGCCCAGGCGGAGCGGAGCGGGCCGAGCGCGGCUGCCGCCUGCCCUCCACCGCCUCCGGCGCCCUGCUCGCCGCCCGCCGCCUCCCCAGCCGGGCGCCGUUCCUCCUCUCCGCUCGGCCGUUGCGAACUCGCCCGCUUUGCGACUCUGCCUCCGCCAGGUGCGGCUCGGGCGGUGCAGGUAACUGCGCUGCCCCGGAAACGGGAGGCGGAGCGCCGGGCGCCUGGGUUCCCGGGUCUCCUCCCCGCGCUCAGCGCCACGAGGGCGGGUCCUAGGGCCCGAGACGCGCCCCCUCGUGGGACAGUCCGAACCGCCGACCACCCCUGCGCUGCCCCUGCCAAGGGGAUGGGAGACUGCCGGUUACCUGGGAUCCAGAGCCAGACCGGAGCCCAGGAGGUCAGGACGAGACCCUCUCUGCCUCGGCUUCCCAGCGCUACUGGCUCUCCCACCCCGAGUGUCCAGGGCUCUGGCACAGGUGGCCCCAACACGCCAGCUUUUCUGGACCUCUCUGUGGUUUAGAUAUGGAAUAUUAAUGUUUGUUUCGUAAUUUUUUGACUGAGAAGCAAGACCUCUGGAAUUAAGCUACUUGGAUCCCAAAUGCACACUACUCUCCAGUUAUGUGAACUUGGACAUCUUGCUGAAUGGAAGUGUUAGUUUGGGGCCCAAAAAAAAAAAAAAAUCACACAAUAAUAUGAACUCCUUAGGGGAUGGUUGUAAAAGGUGAAAGCACUUUGGUAGCCAUGACCUCAGGAGCCAUGAGCUCAGCAGCCUCAUGGGGGUCAUUUGGAGCACCCUGUCUGACAGCAAGCCACCUCUGUGAAAGUGGACCAUUUCUGCUCAAAAUAAGCCCAUGUCCUUCCCUGAGAAUUAUGGGUGGCUGCUCGUGACGGUUCUCCUCAUUGUUGACUUCUUGUGUGUGUCCUAUUUUCAACCAAGUCUUGUACCUGGAUGUGUUCAUUGUGAAACACCUUGCAGAUUUUCAAAUCUAACUUUCUUUUUAACUCAGAUGCCCACGGCCUGGCAUUUUCUAAAUGUUCGCUCCUUUGGACCUUUACACCUGACCUGGAAAGCAGGAGAAAGACCAGGGUAGGAACUAACUCAAGGCCUUGUCCCUCCCACCCCUGACAAAAGAAUCCCAGGUUAUCUCCCAGAAGCUCAAGCAGGGUGAGGUCACAAAACAGAUGGCCACCUACCCCAUGCCGGGCAGGUGAAUCAUCACCCCCCCUGCAUUCUGUGAGGCCCAGGGCAAACGUGCUGGGGUUUAAAGGUAGAACCGGCUUGGCCACGUGAUAGACCACAGUGGAGUUUAUUCUACAGGUGACUGAACUGCAGGAAUCCGAACAGAAGACAAGAGGCCCUGGCCUCUCCCGACCUUCCUCCUGGGGCUGUGUCUGGCUGCCUGUGUGCUGAGUUCAAGGAGACAGGCCAUCAUGGUUGAAGCCAAGCAGAAGUGACGACUGGCCAAACCUUUCUGCAUUUGCUUUCAGAGCCAGGUGGCCCACGGGAGACA